UCUGCCUUUUGGCAACAGUGCCCGAUUAGCAGAAAAUAUUUUUUAGUGACAGUCUAUUGAACAAGCAAAUGUUGUUUCCUGCUCAAUACUCCGAUGUGCCCUCACGAUUUUUCUGCUCAAGUGGAGCAGAGAGGGACGAAGUUUAUGGAAACAGUGGCGAGGUCGGAGAACGGCUGAAAUGAAGACCCCAACUGAGAAAGCUUAGACUUUUACUUUGACGCAUAACCUGUAUCUUUGUUGUUGCUGAUGAAUAAUGAAGCUUCAGCGGCGACUGCAUGGCGUCAAAGCUUUCCGUUUCAAAGUUUUCGUCCUUGUUCUCUUCCUCGUUUUCUACUUGUUACUCGUCAACAUAUUUGUGGGUCCUGAGAGGUCACUCGUUAAUAGUUUGCUUUCCAAAUUCAAUGGUCACCCCAGACGACCUGUCAGAGAGCUUGGUCCUCAACACCAUGUUCGACGAGAAAUUGAUCCUCAGCUGCCCUUUGCCCCGGGAUCUUUCCUGCGAGGUGAGCAGCCGCACAAUGAAAGUUACUGCUGGUUUAAGUACGGAACCAUUGAUUCGUUUGAUUGGGACAAUGUGACCAUUUCUGUAAGCCCUGAACUGAAGAAAAGAGGCCCGUACAGAGUUAUCUACAAUGUCAUUGAAAGCAUGUCAAAGAAGAGUGACUCCCAACCAGACGUAACAUAUUGUACACAUAUCACUCCCUCCUUCCAGUGCAAUAUACUUGAAAUUGUGCGAAGAUGGGAUGGUCCAGUGAGCAUUGCUGCCUAUGUACCAGAUUAUGAUGCCACUUUAAGUCUUCUUCUCUUCCAAAGAAUGUGCCAAUGUCUUCCAGAAAUGGCCCGAGUUUCAGUGCAUUUUGUAUUUCCUGAAGAGUCACCACCUGUGUUUCCUAAGUCGUCUCAAGUGUCAUUCAGUAGUUUGGAGUCCAUUGAUGCCUUCAUUAAGUUUCCUGCAGACUGCUCAUGCCCCGAAGCAGUUUUGAAUGGAACAUUGAGAACCUUUCGUGAGGAAAGUGGCCUAACUUACCCAGUGAAUGUUGCCCGGAAUGUGGCUAGAGAGGCAUCACACACAAGUCAUGUUCUGGUAUCAGAUGUUGAACUUAUGCCAAGUCUGAACAUGGUCCAAUCAUUUCGACUCUUACUCAAAAGUUACAUACCAGCCCAAGCGUCACCUGCAAGGCAUGUAUUUGUCCUGCCAGUUUUUGAAAUAGAGUCAAGAGUUCGAACCAUUCCAAGCACAAAAGAAGAGCUCCAACAUUUGUACAAUGAAGGGCAAGCAGUGUACUUUCAUCGCUGGGUCUGCUUGCAUUGUCAGCGUUUUCCAGGAUUGGAACGUUGGAUACAACGCAGGAAAGGAAGCCCAUUUCCAGUAAGCAACACUGUUGGGCCAGCCCCACUCAAGGCUUUGAUGGUGGUUAGACGGGAGUUCCCCCACCAUAGAUGGGAGCCAAUUUAUAUUGGAACAAAAAAUGAACCUUUGUACAGUGAAUAUCUUAGUUGGGAAGGCAGGCAAGAUAAAAUGACACAGAUGCAUGCAAUGUGCCUUUUAGGGUAUCGCUUUGUCAUUUUGGAUGGAGGUUUCUUAGUUCACACCCCAGGGAUGAAACGGCCAGGACGGAAACAUGCCGAAUCAAUUGCCUGGCGCCAACCUCAUGAAGAAGUAAAUGCCAAACUUUAUGAAAGGAUUGUACGGGCCACUGAAAACCGUUUAGGUAGUCGCCCUGCUACAUGCCGAUUACACUGAAAGGAAAGAUGUUUUCCGAAGAUACUUUGGCUAUUUUUAGAAUUUCUUCUACUUCAUUAUUCGAAGUGCCGUCCUCCAAAUCACACUUUAAUAAUAGUGGUAACGACUGCUAGAAUUUUUAGGCUGCAACAUUUUAUAGACAUAGUCCAUUGUUUGUUUUUAACUGUCUUGUUUGUUUCCAAUUUUUUAAAAACUUUUUUGCCUAGUAUUACAUUAGCUCAGAAUUGUUGAUUAUUUUUAAGCUGUUGCAAAGUUUAGAAUAUUUAUCCUGAACUGUUCUCCUGUUGAAGGAUAGGAUUGGAUCUAAUAGUUUUUGAAUGUUGAUAUUGGCUGAUCGUUAGUGUUAGUGUCUUGGAAGCAUGUUGCGAAUUCCAUUACAAAGAUCUCAUGGUUUAGAUUGUAGAUGUACCUUUUGUGCAGUCCAUCUUAUAAAUGUGAUAUCUCUAUGCAAAUACAGGAAGAAGUUGGUUUAGAUUUCUGCAUUGUUGUGCUCAAGAAAUUUUCUGCUCAUCCAAUCAUUUCUGGUAUUAUUUCAAAAUAGGGCAAAGAGAUACAACUACCUAACUGGUAUUUCUUUGAAAGGCGUAUGCAUUGGAUGGACCACAGAAGCAGAGGUUAAGAUCUCAUUAGAGCAUUUUAGGUUUUGGACUGUUUUAUCUUUUUCUUAUUUGCAUGUAAUUUUUUCAAAAAUUUGUGGAUUUUUUAUACCUACUACCACACUUGAUUGGGAAAAAAAAUCAUUUAAGAAACCAAGUUGCAAAGUUGUUUUACAUGCUGCAAGGGAAUGCAUUCCUUAUUUUCAAUAACAAAACAUAAAACAAAACUGAAAUUUAGAGCUAAUCUUCUGGCCUAUGCCUUAGACUGGUUGCUGCAGUGACAAGGAAAUUUUGUAUUGCACUGAAUAGUGUUUUGUUAACUAUCCCUAAUAUGUAGGGCCUAAAUGUCUAGUAUGCUCAAGAAAAUUUGUCAUGUUUUGUAAAGUUCAAAGCUGCUAACACAUUUUUUGUGCUUGGUUGCUUUCCAUAUCAUGUGAGUGAAGUUGUGUUUGAGGGCUUACAUCUGUUGGUUGUGUAAUCUUGAUCAAUGUCAGUGCCUUCCAAGUCUAGUAGUAGAUCUAGUGUGGAACUUAUUUCCCCAUUCAAUAGUUUAGUUUAUUUCUUCCGAGCUUAUGAAGUAAUGUUAGUCUUUUUCUACUACUUUGCUUACAUGAAUUAUAACUUUGACUUUUUAACACUAUAUUGCCUUUUCAGAUGGCAUUUUGACUUUAUAUGUCUUUCUAUACUCAUGAUUUAAUUCUUGUUCUUCUUGAGACAAUAAGUGUUCCAUGUUUUUAAAAUUCUUCUCUUUUAUAGGGCUGUGAAAACUACCUAUGUAUUAGAAGCACAAAUACUAGUUAGAUUGUUAAUGAUAUUUAGAAUACUGUCCUCUAUACCCUUUUCUCUCUCCCCUCUCUUCUCUUUCUCUUCCAUUUCCAAUAUUUUUCUUUCUUCAUUUGUAAGUUUCUUUUAUAUCAUUAUUGUUACUUGAUUCUUCCAAGUUCAGCAACUCUUAGAAUUACUCAUUGUUAAUCAAAAUUUUUCAAGGGUCCUCUUUUUCUUCUUUGUUUUUAUUUUCACAAGAGGAGGACAUAGGUCCUUGCAGUAACAACUAGAAGUAGGAGCCGUCCUGCCCUAAAACUGAGAAUUAGUACUGUAUCAUGGAGACUUCUCAGGUACGUUUAUCAUCUUUUUUACGCCUUAUGUGAUACAUGUAUUUCUAGUCAGUAGUGUUAGUUUUUUACUACAAGUCCUUAAUUACCAUUGUGCAGCGCACCAAAAAUGAAGUCAAGCUUUGAAAAUGGAUUUUUUGGAACUGUGAACACUGUUUGGGUCGAUGGUAGAAUUCUUUCCCCCAUUCUCUUUUCAGGCUGUGACCUAUGCCCCCGUACUGGCGGAUUAAAGUAACCCUGUUAGAUCUUACUUUACCAGAAAUUGGCCCUUGGGAGCCGCGGGUUAAACUCUCUAAGCGUCUCUAAACGCUUGCACAUGACAGAAAGGGUUUCUAAUGCAGAGCUCUACAUGUUGCAAAGAGAGGGGUUCCGUGAUUGAUUGAUUGUUUUGUUUGUCAGAAAUCCAGUAGAUGGUGUCCUUGUUUUCAUGUUUACUUUUGCAAUUGUUUUGUUGUUUCUGUUACUCCCAAAGAACACAAAAUCCUCACCAUGAUGUCAUCUGAUGUCAAAAUGACUAAUUUAAGUCAAAAUUUUGAUCAAAGAAGCAUAAGUUUGGCAUUUUGACUUCCUUUGACUGCUGGGUGACUGUCUUGUCUGUGGGCUUCUCUUCCAUUAAAGUAAAAGGAGAAUGAAAACGCUUGUUUGUAUGUGUCCCUGUGAAUCAUAUUGAUGUGAAUCGUAUUUCUUGAAUACAAAUUCGGAAAACUAAGGACUGUACUUUGCAAUUUUCAAAAAUGCAAUAAAGGUGUAAUAAAGAACUGAUAAUGGAAGCAAGAAA
Thrips palmi is the source of this 4230-nucleotide messenger RNA. Its product is annotated as beta-1,4-glucuronyltransferase 1-like. NCBI's taxonomy places the organism in Eukaryota, Metazoa, Arthropoda, Insecta, Thysanoptera, Thripidae. Bases 254 to 1744 code for a protein of 496 amino acids. The transcript is spliced from 4 exons. The record is from RefSeq and is a predicted model, not a curated record.